AUGUGUUGGACAAACGAGGUUAUAGAGAAACUUCAUUGUCGCCUGAGAACUGAAAUCAAUGACUCUGCAAUAUUAUUAGUUAUGACAUUGUACCGAUUACCAACAAAAUUUGCCUGUGACCAGUGGAUGGACCAGCACAUUCCAAAUAAGAUGCAACUACUAGCCGAAUGGUCCAAAUCUCAUCAUUUGCUGGAAUUUCGAUACGCGAUAUACGAGUGCUGUACUUUUGAAAAUGAAUAUGACGUUUCGACUGCUAUACCUAACAAUGAGAUUUUUCUCGAUAUGCCAUAUGCAGGCAAUGUGGCAAUCGAUUCAAAUUCUGAACUCAUCUGCAUUCAUGAUUCUGCAAAACCUCUGGUAUUUGCUGGUGAUGUAGCCAAGGUUCUAAAGGAUGGUUGGCUUAUUGGGGCAGCUGUCCUAGGUGUUCCUGCCAAAGCUACAAUCAAAGAGGCAGAUAGUGAAUCUUUUGUAGUGAAAACUCUUAACAGUAAAAUGCUCUGGGAAAUGCAAACCCCUCUGGUUAUCAAGCCCGACUUGCUCAAGAAAGGCUUUGAACUUGUUAACAGACGAUUCUUCAUUCUCGGUGGAUAAUUCUUCUUUAUAUUAUGUAUAAGUUGACAGCAUGUUAAAUAUCCUGUAUAUAUUACUGAAGGAUCCUAUACCAACAUCAAGGUUACAACCCCUGAUGAUUUGUUACUUGCCGAAAGAAUGUUGAAUCCUGUCUCUGCAGUUUCAGCCCAUUAA
This is a messenger RNA of Olea europaea var. sylvestris, 744 nucleotides long. RefSeq names its product 2-C-methyl-D-erythritol 4-phosphate cytidylyltransferase, chloroplastic-like. The record is from RefSeq and is a predicted model, not a curated record. NCBI's taxonomy places the organism in Eukaryota, Viridiplantae, Streptophyta, Magnoliopsida, Lamiales, Oleaceae. The transcript is spliced from 7 exons. Gene Ontology annotation, molecular function: 2-C-methyl-D-erythritol 4-phosphate cytidylyltransferase activity.